Molecule: messenger RNA, 1807 nt
Organism: Cucurbita maxima (winter squash)
Lineage: Eukaryota; Viridiplantae; Streptophyta; Magnoliopsida; Cucurbitales; Cucurbitaceae
Product: protein ELC-like
Exons: 1
Coding region: 223-1479 (418 amino acids)
Biological process (GO): endosome to lysosome transport; protein transport; protein modification process
Cellular component (GO): ESCRT I complex
Molecular function (GO): ubiquitin binding
Source: RefSeq, a predicted model, not a curated record
UUUAAUUUUUUCCAUUUUCUUCCUCACGAAGACUCGCGCCUUCUCUCUCUCUCUCUCUCUCUUCGUCUUCGCGUAUCAUUUUCCUUUGUGAUUGUAAAAUUCCCAAUUACCAAUUCCCCGAAGCUCUCCGACAUUUCUCUACCAUUUCCGGCAAUCAGAUCCUUUAGAUCAAUCGAAGCAUCACAAACAGUUACCAAAAUUGGAAUCGUCAAUCUCUAUGCUAUGGUACCGUCGCCGUCUCACUCCGAUCCCUUGCCGCCGAAUCCUCAGAUAAUCCAGCAGUUCCUCAGCUCUGUCCUCUCUCAGCGCGGCCCUUCCGCGCUCCCCUAUUCUGAAGACACCAAGUGGCUGAUCCGCCAGCACUUGGUCUCCCUCACCACCGCCUUCCCGUCGUUGGUCCCUCGUACUGCAACUUUCACGCACAACGAUGGCCGAUCCAUCAACCUUCUGCAAUCCGACGGUACCGUUCCCAUGUCCUUCCAAGGCGUUACCUACAAUAUUCCGGUUGUUAUUUGGCUCAUGGAGUCGUAUCCUAGGCACCCCCCUUGCGUUUACGUGAACCCAACUCGGGAUAUGAUCAUCAAGCGCUCCCAUCCUCAUGUUAAUCCCUCCGGUAUGGUCUCGAUCCCUUAUUUGCAAAAUUGGAUUUAUCCGAGCUCUAAUUUGGUUGAAUUGGUUCGUAAUUUGAGCGUUAUGUUCGGUCGCGACCCUCCACUUUAUUCUCAACGGAGGCCGAAUCCUAACCCUAGCCCUUCUCCGAGUCCUAGUUCUAGUUUUGGGCGUAAUAGUGCGAAUUCUUCGAUUGCUUCAAAUAUGGGGGCUGCUGCUUUCCCACGCCCUGGAAUUCCGCCGAGGGCUUACCCGCCGUCGCCUUAUGGUAGUGGUAAUGAUGUUGCUUCUGUCGCGCGUCUGCAGCCUCAUACGGAAGAUCCCAAUGAAGUUUUCAAACGAAAUGCUAUUAGUAAGCUUGUGGAGAUGGUGCAUAGCGAUAUUGUGGGGAUAAGAAAGACUAGGGAGGCUGAGAUGGAAGGUCUUUUUGGUGCACAGGGAGUGUUGAGACAGAGGCAGGAGGAGCUAGACAAAGGUUUGAAAGAGAUGCAAGAUGAGAAGGAGGGUUUAGAGCAGAAACUACAGAUGGUUUUGAUGAAUGCCGAUGUUUUGGAAGCUUGGUUGAGGGAGAACGAGGGUAAGAUUAGCAGUGAUUUCCAAGUGGAUGACGCAUUUGAAUGUGUCGAUGUGCUUUCAAAGCAAAUGCUGGAGUGUACUGCCUCGGAUUUGGCAAUAGAAGACGUUGUAUAUUCAUUGGAUAAGGCUGUGCAGGAUGGGGCGAUACAAUUCGAUCAGUACUUGAGGAAUGUGAGGUUGUUGUCAAGGGAACAGUUUUUUCACCGCGCUACUGCUGCCAAAGUCAGGGCAUCUCAAUUGCAAACUCAAGUUGCUAACAUGGCUUCCCGGAUUUCUCAAUAUACUAAUGGCUGAAAUAUUGUGGCAAUUUUUCCCUUCAGCUCUGUUGCCUUGAUAUGGUGCACAGCUAUCCACUGCUUGAUUUCUGCUAUUUGGACGGCCUUCAAAGGGUACUACUGGAUGGUUAGAAUUUUGUGAAUUUUGCCCUUUUUUAAUUCUCCAUUUCAAAUAUGUUCACGCAUUUCACCGUUGGAGGGGUAUGGGUAUUGGAAUGAUAUAUGUACCAAAGAAUAAUAUUUGUGUCAAAAUCAUUUGUCUUCUACAAUAUGAUGUGAAUGAUAGUAUUUUUUUUUCAUAAUUGGGGUAAGGAAUUUGAUCUUGACAAUUUCUCUGGGUUUGAUUA